AUGCCAACCCGAGCACACAAAGCACGAAAAAAGCGAGGACACGUCUCGUGUGGUCACGGAAGAAUUGGUAAACAUCGCAAGCAUCCUGGUGGUCGUGGUAAUGCGGGUGGUCAGCAUCACCACCGUAUCCUCUUCGAUAAGUAUCACCCUGGUUACUUCGGAAAGGUUGGUAUGCGUCAAUUCCACGUAUUGCGAAACCGAAGCUUUUGCCCCACCAUCAAUGUUGAUAAGAUAUUCAAUGCUGCUGGCCCAGGUGUAUACGAAGCUGCAAAGAAUGGAGCUGGUAAGGCACCAGUAGUUGAUCUGGUGAAGCUGGGAUAUUUCAAGCUUCUGGGAAAUGGUCAAAUUGACGUACCUGUCAUUGUCAAGGCGAAGUACUUCUCGAAGCUUGCCGAGAAGAAAAUCAAGGCAGCUGGUGGAGCUUGCUUGCUGAUCGCAUAA
This is a messenger RNA of Cylindrotheca closterium, 441 nucleotides long. The record is from the annotation of a GenBank genome assembly. Lineage: Eukaryota; Bacillariophyta; Bacillariophyceae; Bacillariales; Bacillariaceae.